AUGGCAGGGCCAGCCUCACCGGGCACCGAGGGCCCCACGUUCGCCCCGCCACAUCUCCCUGCUGGCUGGAUUGCCCAGUGGGAUGGUUCGAGCAAGAAGUACUACUUCGUGCAGCUUUCUACCGGCGUAUCGCAAUGGGAGACCCCGACCGAUGCCGCGCCCACAGGCGCAACGCCUUCUCAGCCCUCUGAUCAUCCUUAUGGCGUUCCGCAGCCCGAGGUCAUUACUCAUCCUGACGGCAGCCAGACGGUGCGCCAUGCCGAUGGCACUCUCGAGCCCGUUAACCCCUCUUUGCCCCCCGACACUACAAGCACGAGGGGUAUCGAUGGUCCGACGGGAGACCGUGGACUCGGAAGCAUGGCAAUGAACGCGCUUCUCGGAGGCAAGAACUCGAACCACGGCUCCUCGGGUAAUCAUAACAGCUCUAGCCCCCUGGGGGGCCUCGCCAGUCAGUUGAUGAGCGGCAUUGGAGGGCAUAGCAACGGCCAGGGAGGUAGUAGCAGCGGAGGCAAGAGUUCAUUGGGCAAAAUCGGCAGCUCUUUAGCUUCAAGUCUGCUUGCGGGCGGGAACAAGCCGCAUCAGGCGCAACAGCAAAACUACCAUGGUAGCCAGUCCUCAGGCCACCAACAGCAACAUGGGGGCCUCGCCGGCUCCCUUAUGGGAGGCGUGGCCAACAUGUUUGGUGGCGGCAAGCAAAGUCACGGUGGCAAUGACUUCGGAUACUCUAACAAUGCUUCUGGUGGUGGUGGUGGCGGCGGGGGCGGCGGUUACACCGGCCAGGCUCCUCCCACUUCGUACCAGCCUCCUGGUUCCUCUGCGCACAACCAGCACUCGUCUACGCCAUCAAGUGCUUCCUACCACUCGCCAGCGACGAAUCAGGGCCAGAACCACGGACAGCAGUCAUAUCCUCCGCCGCCUAAUCAAUACCCUCCUCCGCCGAACCAUGGCCAACCUCACCACAAUUCCUCGUACGGCGCGCCAGCUCAACAGUCACACUCUCAAUCAUACCCGCCUCCGCCAGCUGGUGGACCUUCGUACGGCCAGCAGCCUAGUUAUGGUGCGCCGCUAAACCAGCAGCACCAACAGCAGCCACAGUACGGAGGAUACAACCCAGCAACGUACGGCGGCGGCGCCCCUCAAGGCCCCCCUGCUGGAGGAUACCCAAGUCAAGCAUCAUACGGCAGCAACCCGUCUCAACAGACCCCUAAUUACGGCAACCACUACUGA
Molecule: messenger RNA, 1227 nt
Organism: Colletotrichum navitas
Lineage: Eukaryota; Fungi; Ascomycota; Sordariomycetes; Glomerellales; Glomerellaceae
Exons: 3
Coding region: 1-1227 (408 amino acids)
Molecular function (GO): protein binding
Source: RefSeq, a predicted model, not a curated record